CCCAUUCCGCAGGGUCCGGCGGGCGGGCGCGGUGCAAGCGCCUCCCCAGCAGGGCAUUGGUGGGCGGUGCUGGCUGUGUGACCCGCUCCGGGUGCACGGGCAAGGAUGUGGCCGCUGCUGCUGCUCCUGCUGAUGGCGUCGGUAGCGCCGGUGGCCGCUUACCUGUGCUGCGUGCGGCGGCACACGGGCAGCGCGGGGACCGGGGGGCGCCGCCGCCCGCACAGCGACCCCUGGGCACCGCGGCUGUGCGGAGCGGGGCUGCGCCUCUUCGUGCGAGUGGCCAACGCGGCUUUUGGACAGAUCUGCUUACUGCCAUUCUUAAUAAGGCUGAACAACUUCUCACUGAUGCGUUCGCUUGACAUUCAUGAAGAUCCCACGUUUAUCCCGGAGGUUGCUGCGGAGGUUACAGAAGACAAGUCUGAGGCUAAAAGCACUUCAGAUAUUAUUGAGCAGCUGAUAGAUACAAGGUCUGAUUCUCCUAGCAAUGGGUUUAGCUUCAAAGGCAUCAAAGACUACCUGGACUGCUACCGGAGUGGGAAGCUGACGCCAUCUCAGGUAGCAAAGAACAUCAUUGCCGUGCUGGAGGACUGCGACAAAUCCACACCCCCACUCAGAGCCAUAGUGCAAUGGGACCAGGAGCAAAUAAUGCUGAUGGCUGAGGCCUCCACUGCUCGUUACAGGAAUAAAUGUACCCUGUCUUAUCUGGAUGGCAUCCCAGUAUGUCUGAAAGAAGAGUUCAAAGUGGUACCUUACCAUCACCGAGUGGGAACAGUGUAUCUUGGGACAGAGCCUGAAACAGAAGAUGCUACAGUGGCCAAGAAGCUGCGAGAGGCUGGGGCUGUCAUUAUUGGAGUCUCAAAUAUGCAUGAACUAGGGACUGGAACAACUGGAUGCAAUCCUAACAGGUACCACAAGAUCCCAAGGAAUCCCUACAAGCCUAACCACUUCACGGGUGGGAGCUCCAGUGGGUCAGCAGCAGCUGUAGCAGCAGGUCUCUGCCCGGUGGCUAUUGGUACAGAUGGAGGUGGCUCUGUGAGGAUUCCUGCUUCAUUCUGUGGUGUGGUGGGGCUGAAAGGUACAUUUGGGCGCAUCAGUGCUCACGGCAGCUUGCCACUCUCCUACUCCACCGUCAGCGUAGGCCCUAUCUGUGCAUCAGUGGCAGAUGCAGCCAUUGUUUACAGUAUCCUCGCUGAACCAGAUCCACUCUAUCCAUACGGACUAAAACAGCCCAAAGCAACCCUAUCUGAUAUGUGUGCUCCUGACCUGAAAGGCUUAAAACUAGGAGUGGACUGGACAUUUUUUAAGGCAUGUGAUGCUGAAGUCCUGUCCAUCUGUGAGAAAGCUGUGGAGCACUUGCAGAGUCUGGGAGCCAGCGUGGUUGAAAUACCUCUUCCAGAGUUGGAAGAGAUGCGAGUAGCACACGUAAUCUGCAUUCUCAGUGAGAUGAGGGACUUCCUGCAACCUGACUUCAAUAAACAUUUCCAGGAAAUGAAUUUGGAGACACGGGCUAACCUGGCUUUGGCUUCUCAGUUCACAGCUCUGGAUUAUAUUACGGCAAAUCGACAGAGAACUCGGAGCAUGAGAUUUUUGCGAGACAUCUUCACCACUGUGAACUGUAUCCUUACACCAGGUGUUCCUUCCACUGCACCAAGAAUCUAUGAAUCUGACCUUUUGACUGGAAGCAGUGAUUCUUCCUUCACAGUCCGGUCCAUGAGGUUCAUGCAGCUUGGUAACUUCACUGGGAUUCCAGGCAUUGUGGUCCCCAUUGGAUAUUCUACUGCUGGGCUUCCCAUCAGCUUCCAGGUCAUGGCAAAAUGGUGGGAUGAAGCUGUUCUUCUGAGGAUUGGCCUGAAGCUAGAGCAGUUCCGUUACCAGACCAAAAAGCCAUCCAUUUAUUACGACAUCCUUGCAUAACAGAGUGAUCACAAUGUGGAAUAAGUCUUUUUAUUCCUAGUUUGACCUGACCAAGUGUUAGAGUGGACUGGUUUUCAGUGUUCAUCCGAGUAAGGGUUAGUAGCAGGCCCAUUUGAGGAAUGGGGAGGAACACUUGUCUAAGCAGGCACUGAUGCUGAGCAGACACCAUUUCAGCUCUGUUUGUUAUUGGAUGGCCUGAUUUAUACUGGGGAGGCCAAUUGUGCUAGCUAGUUCCUUGCUGUGUUUUUGCUAACAGAGGAAGCUGCAACUAUCUUCUUCAACUUCUUUCCAUCGGGAGGUCCUGUGCAAAGAUGGAAGACGGUUCCACCUGCAGCAAAGUAUGUAGGCAGUUCAUACUGUGAAUGGAAAGGUACACUCUACAGACCUUAAACCUUCUCACAGAACUCCUGCUGCUCCAGGAUAUAACAAAUGCACUCUUUUGAGAGGAGACGGCAGAAAUAAUGCCUUGCUCCCUUUAAAUGAGGAUCUUAAACUACCUGACUGCAGGUGUAUUUAUGUUUUGCUGCCUUACUUAAAGAGUCCCUCAGAGCAAAAUAGAAAGCCAGUAGCUAAGGAAGUGUCACUGUACUUCUGUCCCUUAAGCUGUAAACAGUGUAAAAUCAGUCUAAUUCUUGCACAAAGUAUGGGUGUGCUCACUGCAUAAACAGCCCUACCUACCUUCAGCCUUCAUGGAAGGGGAAAAGACAGCAGGGCAUAAGCCUCAUCAACUUGGUGACCCACGUCCCUGGUGCAGGCUUCUGCCUUUCUGUUGCACAUCUCUAUUUCCCAAGCUAAGCCUUGGAGAACCUCCUUUCUCCUACUGGUUGGUUAAGUAUAAGCUCGCUAUCAUUUAGGUGUUCGAAUGAGGGAAACUACUUGGCAAUGCUGGGAAAUACUGUCUAAGGGGUGCUGAUCCAGCUAAUACAAACAGGUGAAGUUUGUAGGAAACGCUACUGAACUACUGCAAGAAUUGAAGCUGGGUGCAAGAAUGGUGUUGCACAAAGCCUUGUGCAGCCAAAGAGCCACCUCUGGAGGUAAUAAGCCACCACCCUCUUAUCCCAAGGUAGUCAAGGUAGCCUUAAGACCUGGAUUAAAGAUGAAGCUAACGUAUGUGAAGCAAGACAUUGCUCUGCGCCACAGUACUAUUUCACUGGAAAGCCCCAAACUGAACUCCUAAGUACCUGUGUCCUGCCAGUAGCACUAGGGCCUGUGAAAGGAAAGAAAAGGCCUAGAAGUAACAAAAAAUCUAAGCCGCCUUGUUCAUUUUGGAGUAGCUUGAGGUUAAUGCUCAGAGACAUCUGUUGUCUACCCCAUCGGGUAUCCUGGGUUUGUGACCAGGCUGCUGGAGAAGCCAUCUUAGAUACCAGAGCAAAGAUCAUCACUGUAUUCUUUCUUGGCUUGGAAGGAAAGAAGGAAGAGAAAGUAGUUGCAAUUUCUCCAAAACUCGGUACAGUUUGG
Messenger RNA from Cuculus canorus (common cuckoo), 3372 nucleotides. RefSeq lists its product as uncharacterized. The record is from RefSeq and is a predicted model, not a curated record. The transcript has 20 exons. The coding region runs from base 106 to 1914 and encodes 602 amino acids. Gene Ontology annotation, molecular function: catalytic activity. Lineage: Eukaryota; Metazoa; Chordata; Aves; Cuculiformes; Cuculidae.